AUGUCUCGCGCUGGAAACUUCGUCGAAGGAUUGGACCAUCAUGCUUAUCGAACCGGACAAUCAGAUUUUGCUGGAGAAGACCAACCACAUCGAGGCCAGGAACGUGUCUAUGAGGAUCCAUAUUCGGAUAGGGUACUCGAUACUCGCGAUACAGAUCUUGAUCCAUUUCAUGAUACCCCGUCUGGAACUUCAUAUGUCGGAGGUGCUACUCAAUAUUCUGACCCUCAGGAUUCAUAUUCUGGCACCACAUCUCGACGACAGGCAGCACUCCAAGCCUCGCUUUCCCCUACGAACAGCGGAUCUACCUUCAAAAAUUCGUAUUCUGGAGCUGGAUAUCAGGAAACUCCACCAAGUAUUAGUGUGACUGAAUCUCCACCUAUUACGCGUCAAGCUUCUCUUCAGACUGUGAAAUCCCAAUCUUAUCUUUCUCCAGCAGAUCCUACUGGUUCUCUACUCGGUAGUGGCCAAACAUUUGAGGCCCCACCGCCAACAUCUGUGCAUUACACUGGUAGCAGAUCAUCAGCCCCGAAAUAUGUCGAUGAGUUCCGAAAACGCCGUAAGAAGAGGGGAACAAGGAUCAGGGAUAUUUGUCAUAUUGGUAGCUACCAGGGAACAUGUGCAAUGGGUAAAUGA
Sclerotinia sclerotiorum 1980 UF-70 is the source of this 633-nucleotide messenger RNA. RefSeq lists its product with no specific name. The record is from RefSeq and is a predicted model, not a curated record. Lineage: Eukaryota; Fungi; Ascomycota; Leotiomycetes; Helotiales; Sclerotiniaceae. Bases 1 to 633 code for a protein of 210 amino acids. The transcript has 4 exons.